UUUGGUGUUUGUAAUCCUCACGCUCCAACUUGAGAUAGGAUACUGGAUGAUGUAUAUCUUUAUGCAACUGAUUUGUUUGUUAUCCUUAGCUGUAUAUUGGUUAGCUGUGAUUUAUUUUUAGCUCUAUGUUUGUUAAAUAGAUUAGGCAGAAAUUUCCUGUUAUUAUUUUGAACUGUAUAAACAGCUCUCUAAUUUAAUUAACGAAGGACAAAGUCUUCAUCUCAAAUUUUUCAUAUCAAGUACCCAAAUUUGGGUUGAAGUUUUUUUGCAUUGAAGGACUGCAGGCCGCUUUUCAAUCAAUUUGAUGAAAUUUUGGGAUUUCAAGAGAUUAAUCAUAGAUCGUGUUCUCUGUUGCUUAUUUUCAUGAAGACGUAACUUCCAAGAGACUGAAAUUACAGAUUCCAAAGGAAACCCACACGAGUUGAUGAAGACGAAGUGGUGGGAAAAUAAAGCUCCUAGUUUUUGGAAUUGCAAUCGCAGGAAUUUAAAAGCAGUGAGAGAGGAACGGUUUUUUUGGUUAGGUUUCUGCGAGUAGAAGAAUGGGCCUACUUUCAUGUAAACCCACAUUAACUACUAACCCACUAAAAAAACCAUCUUUAACCGGUUAACCCACUUUCUUGUUUUAAAUAAUAAAAUAAGAUAUAAAAGUAAUAAUCUUCACUAAUUUUGAUUCCCAUUAGAAGGUUGAGUAUCAAAUUAGUUUGAUACUUCAAAAAAUUAGAAAAAAAAAAAAGAGAAGGCCAUGGAUCAUAGGAGACAGCGUAAUCGUCAUCAACGUCAGAACCAUUCAUUCUCCAAUUCAUCAUCGUCGUCUUCUUCUUCUUCAUCUUCGAUUGAAUCAAAGCGCUCCACAUCAAAUAAUAUCAGAAGCAACGAAGUUUCAAGCUCUAACUCUAAUAAUAUAAGCAACAAUUAUAUGCCUAAGAACACAAGUAAUUCCCGUUAUGUGCCACCCAGUAGAAGACCAAGCAUUACUACUAGCACUACCCAGAAUGAAAAAGUUAAAAUUGGUGGAGAAGAAGAAGUAACUACAAAAGAUUAUAGCUUUCCAGUUUUAGUUGGAACUUGUCCUUUUAUGUGCCCAGAGAGUGAAAGGACCCAACGAGAGCGACUGCGAGACUUGGCUGUGUUUGAGAGGCUACAUGGAAAUCCAGGGAAAACAUCUCCAAGCUUAGCUGUCAAAAAGUUUUGCAGAACAAUAUCAACCGCACAUGUGCAAGCAUCUGAUGUGCGGCCACUCCCUGUAUUGGAAGACACUUUGAGCUACCUUUUGAACUUGGCAGACUCUACAGACCAUCCUUUUGAAGUAGUUCAUGAUUUCCUCUUUGACAGGACAAGGUCCAUAAGACAAGAUCUUAGUAUGCAGAAUAUAGUCAAUGACAAAGCAAUCUAUAUGUAUGAGAAAAUGGUUAAAUUUCAUGUUGAAUCUCACCAUAGGCUUCAACAUGGUGGUAGCGGUGAACAUAUUUCUUCCGUGCAUUACCUCAACAUGGAGCAGCUGAUAAAGGCUCUGACAUCUCUUUAUAAACUAUAUGAUGCAAAUCGAAAUCCCAAUUGUAUAUAUGAAAAUGAGUCGGAGUUCCGCUCACUUUACGUUCUUCUUCAUCUUGAUUCCAGAAACCAACCAAUGGGGGAGUCGCUUUCUUUGUGGUUUAGUCGCCUGCCUCACCCAAUUAUCCAGUCAAAAGAAAUGUGUUUUUCCCGGAGCGUAUUGCGAGCUUUUCGCAUGGGCAAUUACAAGCGGUUUUUUUAUACUGUGGCUGCUGAAGCAUCCCAUCUGCAAUACUGUAUUAUUGAACGUUACUUUAAUGAGAUCCGAGCGCAGUCUCUAUCGUGUAUAAAUAAUGCUGGCUACAAACUUCAUCCAUAUCCCUUGGCACACCUAUCAAAUCUCUUAAUAAUGAAGGAAUCAAAUCUGGAACUCUUUUGCAAUGCUUGUGGUCUUAAGACCUACACUGAUGAAAUGGGAAAUAAGUUGCUACCUACCAAGCAAACAACCUUCUGUAUCCCCAAGGGAGGAUUUCAAAGCUUUAACUUUACAGAUUUGGAGCAGUUUGACAGAUGACUAAUCAAGUCCAUUGCAAGAAGAGAACAUUUGGAAAAGAAUUAUUCUUUCAGGGAAGCUUUGUAAUGCACAAGCCAGGCUUAUUCUCAGAGUGCUAACAUGCUUCAUGCCAUGUUUUAGAGUGCCUUAACCCUAGCUCAGUUGUACAAAGAGCCAUUCACUAUUUGUCUAGCCAAUUUGUGAAUCAUAGGCCUAAGGAUUGAACUAAAGUUGGUUUCCCCAUGAAGGGCACUGAUCGGGCAAGGACGACCUGAAUACUUGCUCUUGUACACCUCUAGGCACAGUUUGUUUGGCAUUUAUUGAUCCUCUGGAGAGGAAUAUCUGUUGUAUUUUAUGUGCAAACUUGUCAUUAUCAAUAUUUCAACUUCUUAUAUUCCAUAUGUCAAA
Molecule: messenger RNA, 2452 nt
Organism: Ricinus communis (castor bean)
Lineage: Eukaryota; Viridiplantae; Streptophyta; Magnoliopsida; Malpighiales; Euphorbiaceae
Product: SAC3 family protein C
Exons: 8
Coding region: 743-2065 (440 amino acids)
Biological process (GO): mRNA export from nucleus
Cellular component (GO): cytoplasm; nucleus; transcription export complex 2
Source: RefSeq, a predicted model, not a curated record